AAAAAAGACACCCCCCCCCCUCCCCCCCCAAUCUAGACUAUCUUCUUCUUUACUCCCUCAACUACUGUAAGAGAGAGGAGUGAGAGAAGAGAGAGAAAAAAGAAUGGCAGUUUGUACAGUCUACACAACCCAAUCUCUAAACUCCACCUUCUCCUCAACAAGCCACACACCAAUCAAAACCCAGUUUGGCUUCCACCAGAAGCAGCACCAACUGGUUUUCUACAGCAAUGGCAAGAAGCAAGGGAGCAGCAGCAGUAAAAGAGACGGUCAAAGCAGUGUCGCCAACCGCUAUCUGAUAACCUGCUCUGCGGGUGACCAACAGACAGUGGUGAUUGGUCUGGCCGCAGACUCAGGGUGUGGGAAGAGCACGUUCAUGAGGAGGCUGACAAGUGUGUUUGGAGGGGCAGCAGAGCCACCAAAGGGCGGUAACCCAGACUCGAACACACUCAUCAGUGACACAACCACUGUCAUAUGCUUAGAUGACUACCACUCAUUGGACAGAACAGGGAGGAAGGAGAAGGGGGUCACAGCACUGGACCCAAAAGCCAACGAUUUUGACCUUAUGUAUGAACAAGUCAAGGCUCUUAAAACUGGUGUGGCUGUUGAUAAGCCAAUUUACAAUCAUGUUACUGGCCUUCUUGACCCUCCUGAGCUCAUUAAACCCCCUAAAAUCCUUGUCAUUGAAGGCUUGCACCCCAUGUAUGAUUCGAGAGUAAGAGACCUUUUGGACUUCAGUAUCUACUUGGACAUCAGCAACGAAGUUAAAUUUGCAUGGAAAAUUCAGAGGGACAUGGCUGAGAGAGGACACAGUCUCGAAAGCAUCAAAGCGAGUAUCGAAGCCCGAAAACCCGACUUCGACGCCUACAUCGACCCACAGAAGCAAUAUGCAGAUGCAGUGAUAGAAGUGUUGCCAACACAGCUGAUUCCAAAUGAUAAUGAAGGAAAAGUUUUGCGAGUAAGGCUGAUAAUGAAGGAAGGGGUGGAGUUUUUCAACCCAGUUUAUUUGUUUGAUGAAGGCUCUACCAUUUCAUGGAUUCCCUGUGGAAGGAAGCUCACUUGCUCUUACCCUGGCAUCAAAUUCUCCUAUGGCCCUGAAACUUACUAUGGCCAUGAGCCAGCAAGGCCAAAGCGCCGGUUCAGGCAGCGAAAGCCUGAAGCCGCGCAUCGCUUUCCGACGCCGGGACGGCGAGGCGUUGAGAGAUUUUCUCAGUCGCCGAUGUCUAGAAUGGAUUUAGCUUUGUGUUUUUACAGUGAAUCGCUCUCUGCGAUGUGUUGUCCUGAUUCUCUGAUCAGUGGAAAUUUGUGAUCUAAAAAAAUCGAAAGCAUAAAUGAAAUGCAAAUUCAAAGUUUUUGCAGAGAUUCGAACAUUA
Molecule: messenger RNA, 1370 nt
Organism: Momordica charantia (bitter melon)
Lineage: Eukaryota; Viridiplantae; Streptophyta; Magnoliopsida; Cucurbitales; Cucurbitaceae
Source: RefSeq, a predicted model, not a curated record